UCCGUACGGAAAUCGGAAAAUAUGCUUACAGCACUUCAGAAAAGUAGCCUGCAACUCUCCGCCACACACUCUCUGGAUGAAGCGCGUCUCACUAACACGGGAGAGAUUACACUAGUAGAAGAUGAGAGUGAACGGUCCCGCUACUCUGCGAAUGAGCGCAGCCGGUAAACGGUCCGGUUGAUUGAAUCUCCGCAGCUGCAUCUACAUGUGGCUGAGGGAAAAAUAGCUUUGAAAGGGUAAGGAAGAGCAGGAACAAAAUACCUCACCAGGAACAUGGGCCAAUCUGGGACUUCAUCCUAUUUUUCUCUCGCUCUCAAUCUCAGCAUCGUCCUCUUAGUUUUCUCCCACGAGCUCACACCAGCCACUGCCGGCAGCUCCAAAUCGAGCUUGGAUAAAGAUGUAUCUCCUAACGAAACUUCUCAGCCUGAGACCUGUGGUGGAAGUUCUGAGUGCAAAGAGGGGGUGAUUUUGCCAAUGUGGACUCCACAGAACCCAUCCUUUGGAGACAAGUUGGCGAGAGCCACUGUGUAUUUUGUUGGUAUGUUCUACAUGUUCCUGGGGGUGUCCAUCAUUGCAGACCGCUUUAUGGCUUCCAUUGAGGUCAUCACAUCCCAGGAGAAAGAAAUCACCAUCAAGAAGCCCAACGGUGAAACCACAACCACUACUGUUCGAAUAUGGAACGAAACAGUCUCUAAUCUUACCCUCAUGGCUCUGGGUUCGUCGGCCCCAGAGAUUCUGCUUUCUGUGGUUGAAGUAUGUGGGCACAACUUUGACGCAGGCGAGCUUGGCCCAAACACCAUUGUGGGAAGUGCAGCUUUUAACAUGUUUGUCAUCAUUGGUCUCUGUGUCUCCGUGGUACCAGAAGGAGAGCAUCGGAAAGUCAAGCACCUGAGGGUGUUCUUCGUCACGGCUUCUUGGAGUGUCUUUGCAUAUACUUGGCUUUAUCUGAUCCUGGCAGUGAUUUCUCCAGGUAUCGUCGAGGUCUGGGAAGGACUCCUCACUCUCUUCUUCUUUCCUAUUUGUGUCCUGUUCGCUUGGGUUGCAGACCGCAGACUUCUCUUUUACAAAUAUGUUUACAAACGGUACAGAGUAGGAAAACAAAGAGGAAUGAUCAUUGAGACAGAAGGUGAGCCAGAACUGCAGUCGAAGGCGGAUAUCGAAAUGGACAGCGGGAUGCUUAACUCUCACGGCGAGGAAUUCGUAGAUGGCACGAUGGAUAUUGAAGAAAAAGACGUGGAUGAGGAAGAGGCUAGAAGAGAAAUGGCCAGAAUUUUGAAGGAACUGAAACAAAAACAUCCAGAUAAAGAGAUGGAGCAGCUGAUUGAACUCGCCAACUAUCAAGUCCUCAGCCAUCAACAGAAGAGUCGUGCAUUCUACCGCUGUCAGGCCACCAGGCUUAUGACUGGUGCUGGCAAUAUUCUGAAGAAGCAUGCUGCAGACCAAGCCAGGAAAGCGUUUGGCGCCCACGAACUUCGCUCAGAAGUCUCUGAUAACGAUAUUUCAUCCAAGAUCUUCUUUGACCCCGGCACAUAUCAGUGUCUCGAGAACUGCGGAAGCGUAGCUUUGAAUGUGGUACGACGUGGUGGCGACUUGACAAACACCGUGUCAGUGGAUUACCGCACUGAGGAUGGCACCGCCAAUGCAGGCUCUGAUUACCAAUUCACUGACGGUGUUAUAAUCUUCAAACCAGGCGAGACCGAAAAGGAGAUCCGAGUGGACAUCAUUGACGAUGACAUUUUCGAAGAAGAUGAACACUUCCUGGUCCAUCUCAGCAAUGUCAAGGUCAUAUCUGAAGGAACGGACAAUGGGAACCCCGGCGCCAAUCAUGUGGACAUGUUAGCCGGUCUUGGCCUUCCAUCAACAGCUACUGUGACUAUCUUUGAUGAUGACCAUGCUGGCAUCUUCACAUUUGAGGAACCAGUGGUUCAUGUCAGUGAAAGCAUUGGUAUGAUGGAAGUGAAGGUGGUGCGCACCUCCGGAGCGCGUGGAGUUGUUGUUGUUCCCUAUAAAACCAUUGAAGGCACAGCGAAAGGUGGAGGAGAGGACUUUGAAGAUACCCAUGGAGUCUUGGAGUUCCAGAAUGAUGAGAUUUCCAAAACUAUUCAGAUCAAUAUAAUCGAUGACGAGGAGUAUGAAAAGAAUAAGAACUUCUUCAUGGAGAUUGGAGAGCCACAAUUGGUGGAAAUGAGUGAGAGAAAAGCUAUGUUGCUGCAUGAGUUUGGUGGCUUCGUAAAGACAGACAAGCAGCUUUAUGGCAGGGAUGUGUACCGGAAAGUGCAGGGUAGAGACAAACCAAUCCCCUCCACCAUUAUCAGCAUCACAGAGGAUGGGGAAGAGGUGACCUUGUCUAAAAAAGAGGAGGAUGAGAGGCGUAUUGCUGAGAUGGGACGCCCCACGCUGGGUGAAAAUGUCAAACUUGAAGUUAUCAUUGAAGAGUCCUAUGAGUUUAAGAGCACAGUUGACAAACUCAUAAAGAAGACCAACUUGGCCCUUUUGGUCGGAACCAACAGUUGGAGAGACCAGUUUGUAGAAGCCAUCACUGUCAGCUCAGGGGAAGAUGAUGAUGAAGAGUGUGGUGAAGAAAAGAUGCCAUCUUGCUUUGAUUACGUCAUGCACUUCCUGACUGUGUUCUGGAAGGUUCUGUUUGCUUUCGUGCCUCCCACCGAUUACUGGAACGGUUGGGCAUGUUUCAUCGUGUCAAUCAUCAUGAUUGGCGUCCUCACUGCUUUUAUCGGAGACCUGGCAUCCCACUUUGGCUGCACUAUCGGUCUGAAAGACUCUGUGACUGCAGUCGUGUUUGUGGCUCUGGGAACCUCGGUGCCAGACACAUUUGCUAGUAAGGUGGCAGCCAUCCAGGACCAGUACGCUGACGCCUCCAUUGGCAAUGUGACGGGCAGCAAUGCAGUGAACGUCUUCUUGGGCAUUGGGGUGGCGUGGUCCAUUGCUGCCAUCGUUCACCAGGCGAAGGGCCAGUACUUUCGCGUGGAUCCCGGAACACUCGCUUUCUCAGUCACCCUUUUCACCAUAUUUGCCUUCAUCUGCAUCGCCGUCCUCAUGUAUCGCCGCAGACCAGAGAUCGGGGGGGAACUGGGUGGACCGCGGACUCCCAAAAUCCUCACCACUACUUUGUUUUUUAGCCUCUGGCUGAUGUACAUCAUUUUCUCCUCCAUGGAGGCCUAUUGCAUCAUCAAGGGUUUCUAAAUCAACCAAAUCAAGAUGAUGCCACAGACAAGAUGCUGUUGUUAAAGUCAUUUCAAAAAGGCAAAAACUGACAAGGGAACAGAGUUCAAAAGAGAAGAUCAAAGCAGCCGGAUGUUUUGUUUGUUGAUCUUUUUUGUGUUGUCCACUGUAUGUUCUAUCUGUGUGAAUACACCCGUGUUUCUGUUUUUGGUAAGGUUGGCUUUGUCUCCUAAGAAGAAAGGAAGACGAUCUACUGGGGCCAUUUAAGGCUAUGUCCACAAAAAAAAAAAAAAAUGCAUUAAUUUCGCUACGUUUUGGCCAUUUACGUAUUUGUUUUUGUCCAGCGAAAACUGAGCUUUUUGAAAACGCUCACCUCAGUGGAUACAUUUGAAAACGGCGUCUUCGCGUUGUGGUGUGGACAGGGAAAAUGGAGAUAUUAGAAAACGAUGACGUAUUUGUUGUCAUGUGACGCAGUCAUGUGAUCCAUUUAAACUAAAACAAUUAAGAUGGCGGCCCAUUUUAUAGCGCGGUUGUUGUGCCUCCUAUCCACUGUAAUAGCGUUGUUAUGAAUAAAUGUUUCUUUGUACAACCUUCACAUUGCAUUCAUUCAAGGGCGACGGGAAGUUUACUCGGAAUUGUUGUCCAGUGGCGGAACACGAGGAAAAUUGCAUUUCAGACCACACUUCUUAAGUUUUUUUUCUAGGGCUGGGUAUUGAUACAGACUUCCCGAUUCGAUUUGGGUCAGUUCCGAUUUACAAGCUCUUGAUUCGAUUUGGAUUUCGAUUCAAUUCACUCUCCUAGCUAAUGCUGUUAAUUAUACAGGGGACCUUCUAACUAGGUACAUUAUGAAAAUAUUAAUUUUACUAAUUAUAUUUUAUUAGUUUUGUUUUUUUUUUCACAUUUUAGCUUUUUAGAGGUGCAGUAUGUAAGAUUCAGAAACCCUUGUUAUUAAUGACACCUGUGGCCGUUAAGUGAACUGCAGCCAGCUACCUGUUGCUCGUGCUCGCGCUCGUGCACACACUCCACAGGGACACGAGCGAGCAUCGACCAAAGCAAUGACGUAACAUACAAAGAGACAAUGUGAUCAGCAUCAUGCUGACAGAUGAGGUAGCAUAAUUAAAAUGACACAGUUAUGAUCGUUUUACUACAAACUUUGAGACUAAACUAAAACGACUUAUCAGCUAACAUAGCGUACUGAUACACACAUACAGCUACAUACUACCCAACUAUACCAGACAGUUACUGUUGCACUGUUAUGUUGCACUAUUGUAUGUUUUGUAUGUCACAUGUUGUACUACGAUCAAGAAACCAGCGUAUUUGUUUACAUUUAUCCUGUAUACCUGACUUUUAGUAUAAAGAGAAGAUCUUUGAAAUUAUUUGAAAGUUAUGAAGCAAGGUAGCUUGCAAUUCAUCAGCGUUAGCAGGCAAGAUCAAGUUAGCUAAAAUGACACAGAUCAAUCCUUAUGGCACUAUAUUUCACGUGCUUUGUAGUUAUGUAAGCUUACCUGUCCAAUAAGAAGAACGCCAAUUCAGGUGGUUUUGAUCCCCAAAACCGAAAGAAGGUCCCUCCAGGAAUCAAAUGCCCACGAUCACGUUCCCGCUUAGCCAGAUGGGAUUCAGUAGAUAAUGUUUUUUAAAUGUUUUUCGAUUAACAACUGACUGUAAAGAACAGAAAGUGUAAUAAUUAAGACAUUAUUCAGUGAUAAAUAGGCCGCGUAGAUCUUGUCUUUGGACACACACGGAACAACUUUUACUCUCAACAUGCAGUGAAAGGAUCUCGCUGCUAAAUACAACACAAUUCAUUCACUGGUUGGCCAGUUGCCAAAUUUAUACAUUUUUCAAAAUUUGGUUGCAAAUGCACCAAAGUGACUUCCUUUCACUGUAGUGGAGGAUUGCGCAUAGAGUAAAAGAUUGAUCUUGGGAUUUAAGAAUCGAAAUUGAGAUCGUUCAAAUGAAGAUUGCGAUGCAUCGGAAAACCGAUAUUUUUACCCGCCCCUAUUUUUUCCCGCAUCUGCAGUAAGGGGAUUUAAGUGUUUUCAGACGUUUCAAUGAGGAAGAGCAACUUUUGGAAAACGUUUGAAAAUGGCAGUGUGGACAAAGAGCGUUUCGAAAGCAAAAACGUCGUUUUCAAAUGUAUCCGGAUUAAUGUGGAUGUAGCCUAACACUUUUUGAUUUCAUGUAAACGUUGCUGAUUUGGUUGACUGAUAGUUACUGAACGUGUGGUCAAGACAUUUUGACUGUCUUUGGAAGAUAGCCAGCUUAAACUUUUUUUAUGUAAAUUGUUACAUUAAUUUGCGUUAACAUUGUUAGCAAAUUUGUAAAGAUUUCAGGAAAAAAAUGUUGUGUGCUAGCUUUGCAAUCUUACUGUUUUGGGAAAUGGCAUUGAUUUGGUUGACUGAUAGUGACCAAACUUUUGACUAUCUUUAUAAUACGGUACUAGAGCAGAUUCAGCUUAAUUUAAAUGAUGUCUAAAAUUCAAAACAUCAUAACAAGCAGCACAAAGUCAGUGACCUCUGAAUAACCUUUUGUGUUACUCUGGAUUCAGUGGUCAUGCAAUGUUUUAAAAAACACUGUCAUGGAUCUCAGUUAUAUACUUGAAAUUUGAACCUUUAGCAGAAAUCUCAGUAUAACUAAAUUCAAAUUGUGGUUAAACAUGAGCAGUGGCGUAGAUUUGGCUUGAACAUUGGGGGGGUUACAGUGUGAGGCAUUUACAUGUUUCCAUUGAUCAUGGUAUAAAUAAUGGGGGGGUUGUACUUGCUUGUUUUGAUUAUUGGGGGGAGGUGUGUGUGUGUGUGUGUGGGGGGGGGGGGGGUACCUCCUACGCCCCUGAACAUGAUUAUAGUUUCAGUAUUAAAACAACAACAUGAUCCAUACUUGUUGAACCUAGAAACGGGUGUUUUGAUCAAUGAAAAGCAAUGAGAGAUCGCAUUUAUUUUUUCACAUUUUAAAACAUAAAUGUGUGGAUUUGCUAAGAAGUUGUUUGGGAUUUAUACAAUACAAUAUGUUUUUAGGCAAUCUAACAAUCCUUUCUUCAAUCAAACGUUGGACCCAAUCAAGGGGACAUCCACCAGACAAACAGCUUCCCAUUAGGAGGCAGUUACUGACGGCAAUCUAAAAUAAUAUCAAAUGUAUUACAGUAUAUUGUGUGUGUUUCCUAAGAUGUAUGUUGUAUUUUUCCUGGACUCUGAACUGUACUGUACGAUACCAGUAGUUUUAGUGCAUGUGUAUGAUGGGGUCAUAUAUAUAUAUGUCUCUAGUUUUUAGUAUUAAGACAAAAAAGAUCCAUGAGAAAAGGUUUUGAUAUUGUACAAAAACAAGUUCAGUAUUCACCAUUGGUAUGAUAGAAAUGUUAACCGUAACACUGGGAAACUGAUUUAGUUGUAUAUAGUGUAUAGUAUUCUAAACAUUUCAAAUCGAGAAUUCAGGAUUAGGAUUCGGGUUUACCUAACCCACACGAGAGCACACUGGUAUGUUGUAUUGACUUUUGGGGAAACUUGACUGCCCAGUUGUUAUUAUUACAUUCUUUAUGACGUAUCUUUCUCUCUUACACAGAAAACAAGAUUAAUAGUAGAAAACUCAUAUUUAGGCUAUGCUUUUUAUACUAUACCUAACCCUGUGUUAACAUCUUUUAACUCUGGUGUUUCCACCAUCCGGCCGAACGGUUCUGAGCACGGUAAGUAACGGUUCCAGCAGCAUUUACACCUGUAUGAUUGCAAACUGUUCCCGGCCUGAAUUUUUCAGCACAGUUAAAGGAAUAUUCCGGAUUCAGUACAAGUUGAGCUCAAUCGACAGCAUUUGUGGCAUAAUGUUGAUUACCACAAAAUUAAUUUUGACUCAUCCCUCUUUUUCUUUAAAAUAAGUAAAAAUUUAGGUUUCAGUAAGUCACUUACAAUGGAAGUGAAUGAGGCAAUCCGUAAACGUUAAAAUACUCACUGUUUUGAAAGUAUAGCAACAAGACGUAAACAAUAUGUGUGUUAACAUGAAUUUAGUGUCAUAAAAUUGCUUGCUAACCUCUUCUGUGUAAAGUUAUAUCCAUUUUCAUGACAACAUAAUGCACAAGCCACAAUAUGACCGCAAAAACGACAAUAUAAUAAACUUUGCAGUUCAAAUAGUAUGCAAGUUUUAGCGAAAGUAUUAAUGGAAGUGCUUUUAUGAAAUUAAAAUGUCACAAAUGCUGUUGGUUGAGCUUAAAGGGAUAGUUCACCCAAAAAUGGAAAUUCUCUCAUCAUUUACUCACCCUCAUGUCAUCCCAGAUGUGUAUGACUUUCUUUCUUCUGCAGAAUACAAAUUAUGAUUUUUAGAAGAAUAUUUCAUCUCUGUAGGUCCAUACAAUGCAAGUGAAUGGUGACCAGAACUUUGAUGCUCAAAAAGCACAUAAAAGCAGUAAUCCAUAAGACUCUAGUGGUUUAAACAGAUCAGUAUUUAAAUCCUUUUUACUAUAAAUCUCCACGUUCACAUUCUUCUUCUUUUGUUUUUGGCGAUUCGCAUUUCUUCGUACAUAUCGCCUCCUACUGGUCAGGGAGGAGAAUUUAUAAUAAAAAAGGACUUAAAUAUUGAUCUGUUUCUCACCCACACCUAUCGUCUCGCUUCUGAACAUAUAGGUUUAACCACUGGAGUCGCGUGGAUUAUUUUAUGCUGCCUUUAUGUGCUUUUUGCAGCUUCAAAGUUUUGGUCACCAUUCACUUGCAUUGUAUGGGCCUAAAAAUCUUAAUUUGUGUUCAGCAGAAGAAAGAAAGUCAUACACAUCUGGGAUGACAUGAGGGUGAGUAAAUGAUGAGAGAAUUUUCAUUUUUGGGUGAACUAUCCCUUUAACCCAGGGGUAAUGAAGUCCUGCUUCAGAGCUAACACAAUGGGGUCAUGUGUAGAAUUUAACCUCCCGGUUACCUAAAGUAUCCACACUGUGUUUAUUGUGUAUAUUUGGAGUCCCACAGAAACCCUACACCUACCCCUACUCCUAAACCUUACCCUUACCUUAACCCUACCACUAAAUCUAAUCAUAAACCCAAAUUUAAUAACAACGGGAGUGUUACCUUCUAGACACAGCGACACAAUAGUUUGUAAUGUAGAAAAAGAAAACCCAGGGUCCGAAAAGACAUUUAAAGUGUGUGAGGGUUCCACAUUUGUUUUUUUGUUUUUUUUUACUUUGGCAUAUACAGUAUAUUCCACAUUUUUGACAUGACCACUGGAAGUUUUAACAAAGGUGGAUGUACCUUAAUGGGCUUCUAAAUAUUUGUAUUAUUUCCCCGAUGCACACACGGGUGAUGGCAGUAUUUAUCUACUCUAGAAUUAGUCACUUGGCUCCCAGCCUCAUUUACAUUUUACAAUUAUGUUGAAGCAGUUUUCCCUCGCUUGUGCGAGUGCUCAGUACCUGUAGGUUUCAUUUUGAUGAAUGUCAUCUGUAUAUGAUAGCUAAUAUUGCAAUCUUUGUAUUCUGAACAUAUUGUUUGCUCCUUCAGCAAUUGAGUUUUGUCAUCUUUUUUGUUUUCCUUUUGUGUGGCACACUCUUCCCCAACACAACAAAAUAAAUCUUUAGAACCUUGAAUGAGAAAUAUGCAUUUUCAUCUCUUUCACUGAAGACCAAAUAAAAUAAAGAAGGGUUUGGACGAG
Myxocyprinus asiaticus (Chinese sucker) is the source of this 8787-nucleotide messenger RNA. Its product is annotated as sodium/calcium exchanger 1-like. Gene Ontology annotation, molecular function: calcium:sodium antiporter activity. The transcript is spliced from 11 exons. Gene Ontology annotation, cellular component: axon; postsynapse; sarcolemma. The coding region runs from base 274 to 3201 and encodes 975 amino acids. Gene Ontology annotation, biological process: sodium ion transmembrane transport; cell communication; calcium ion import across plasma membrane. NCBI's taxonomy places the organism in Eukaryota, Metazoa, Chordata, Actinopteri, Cypriniformes, Catostomidae. The record is from RefSeq and is a predicted model, not a curated record.